ACCGCAGUGAUAGUUGAUUGUAAUAAUAUUUGAGAAAAUCACGAACGUUCGUAAAUUAAUUUAAAUUUUCAUAAUUAGGCCUACAUUGUUGUAUCUCGUGUUGUUUUGACGACGUAAACGCUGCCGGAAAUUGUUACGUCGUUCGAUAUUGUUUACGUUACGAAUCGGCUUCAGUCGCUGAAAACAAUGAUAAUCGAAAGCAACUUUAAUGUAACGUUUAAGUGAAUAUUGCAGUUUACUUUUUUUACAAGAUAAUCAUUUUUAUACACGUUUCCCAAUUCAGUCAUCUACUUCAUGAUGGAUUCGAAUUACGCUCCGCUGAGUCAAGCCUGUGUUAGGGCGUUAACUGAUAAAAUUUACGAAAAACGACGUGCAGCAGCCGUGGAAAUCGAAAAAAUGGUGAAGGAAUUUGCUGCUGUGCAGAAUACUGCUCAAAUCAGAAAACUAUUGAAAGUGUUAGGGCAACAGUUUGCCCGAUCUACGAAUUCUAAUAACAAGAAAGGUGGAUUGAUUGGACUAGCGGCUAUGGCAGUAGCUCUUGGAAAAGAUAGUGGCGAUUACAUUGAAGAUUUAGUCAUGCCUAUAUUAGUCAAUUUCAGUGAUUCUGAUUUACGAGUACGUUAUUACGCAUCAGAGUCAUUAUAUAAUGUGAUAAAAGUAGCCAGAAGUGCGAUAUUACCAUAUUUCGGUAAUGUUUUCCAAGCAUUGAGUAAACUAGCCGCUGAUCCCGAUCAAAAUGUUAAAAAUGCUUCCGAACUUUUAGAUCGUCUAUUGAAAGACAUAGUUACCGAAAACCCUUCUUUCGAUUUAGUAGCAUUUAUGCCUCUGUUAAGAGAACGAAUUUACACUAAUAAUCAGUUCGCGUGUCAGUUUAUUAUUUCGUGGAUUGCGACGCUCGUUGACGUUCCUCAUAUCGACAUGAUCUUAUUUUUACAAGAAAUACUCGAAGGAUUGUUUCGUAUUCUUGGAAAUCCGACGAUAGAGAUUAAAAAAAUGUGCGAAGGUGUUUUAAGUAAAUUUUUAAGAGCUAUAAAACAAGAUCCCUCCAGAGUCAAUUUUGCAGAAAUGGCGAAUAUUGUUACUGUCCAUGCUCAGUCGCAUGAUUUUGUUCUUCAGUAUAUUGCAUUGACGUGGGUGAAAGAAUUUGUUCAAUUAGCCGGAGUGGAAAUGUUACCAUUUACUUCUAGUAUAUUAGUAGCUAUUUUGCCUUGUUUAUCGUAUGAAAAUGAAAGUCAACUACAUAUAAAAGAAAUUGCUAGAACAAUCAAUUACAGCUUAUUGAAAUUGAUUUCUACCGAAGAAGAUUACGUACCAGAUGCUAAAGGAGACAAACGCGGUCCAUCUCAAGAUACAUCUAAAUUAGAGUUGCCUGCUGUUAUCGAAAUAUUAUCUAAACAUCUAAUCAACUCUUCUGUAGAAACCAAAGUAGCGGUUCUAGGCUGGAUUUUUCAAUUGCAUUUGAAAAUUCCUAAACGUAUGUUUCCUCAUAUCGAAGAACUAUUUCCAUUAUUUCUACGCACGUUAUCAGAUCCUUCGGAUAAAGUGGUUCAUUGUAAUUUGAAAGUUUUAUCCAAGAUCAUCUCAUUGCCUAGCUCAGAAAAAACUGAUCAAAUUGAUAAAUCGAAGACCAACAAUCCGUAUUUUGAUAAGUUCAUUAUUAGCUUACUAGAAGAAUUCAGACGAGGUGAAAAUACAUUAUUGAAAGACAGAGGAUCUUUUAUUAUAAGGCAGUUAUGUGUCCUACUAAACUCUGAAGACGUGUUCACAACCUUGGCUGUAAUAUUAUUGAACGAAGAUAAUUUAAAAUUCGCUAGUGUCAUGGUGGAGCACUUGAAUACAAUAUUGUUGACUUCUUCGGAAUUAUUUACUUUCAGAGUAAAACUGAAAGACUUGAAAACCGAAGAAAGCAAAGCGUUAUUUAAUACUCUGUACAAGACUUGGUGUCAUAAUCCGGUGGCUACUGUUGCGUUAUGUUUUUUAACACAAAAUUACGAACAUGCUUGUGAUAUUAUUAGAAUAUUCUCGGAUUUAGAAAUAACUGUCGAAUUGUUGGCCGAAGUCGAUAAACUUAUCCAGUUAAUUGAAUCACCUAUUUUUACUUAUUUAAGACUCGAGUUACUCGAAGUUCCUUAUAACCAUCAUCUUGUCUAUGCUCUGUACGGUUUGUUGAUGAUAUUACCUCAAUCUGAAGCAUUUCACGUUUUGAGACAUCGAUUAGAUUGUAUACCUAAGCUUCCACUGCAUCCUGAUAAUAAAACUGCUUUUAAAUCGAAAUCUGCUCAGAAAUAUGACAAUAAAUCGUUAUGUUUUGAUACCUUGCUCAAACAUUUUUCAUCGAUUCAAGAAAAGCAUAAAGUAUUCAAAAUGCAAGGCAAUGUUACUACACAAAUCCUCGAUCAUGACUUCGGUUUAUAGCAAAACGAAUUAUUACGACGAAGAUAUGUUUUUAUACUGGACCACUUGUUAUUAUUCAUGUUAAAUCAUUCCGAUUUACUUAUUCAGUUUUCUUUAUUAUCAUGUUUAUAUUACCAGUUUGUUUAAACUUUAAAGUAUAGCAUCUCAUUGUACUAUUCGUAUUCGUGUCUCAUUGCUUUUUUUUUGAUUAUUAAUGAAAAAUAUUAUCGUC
This is a messenger RNA of Planococcus citri (citrus mealybug), 2626 nucleotides long. RefSeq names its product protein VAC14 homolog. Gene Ontology annotation, biological process: phosphatidylinositol biosynthetic process. The coding region runs from base 295 to 2415 and encodes 706 amino acids. The transcript is spliced from 15 exons. Gene Ontology annotation, cellular component: endosome membrane; PAS complex. Lineage: Eukaryota; Metazoa; Arthropoda; Insecta; Hemiptera; Pseudococcidae. The record is from RefSeq and is a predicted model, not a curated record.